Messenger RNA from Triticum dicoccoides, 1537 nucleotides. Its product is annotated as dihydroceramide fatty acyl 2-hydroxylase FAH1-like. Gene Ontology annotation, molecular function: fatty acid 2-hydroxylase activity; iron ion binding. Gene Ontology annotation, cellular component: endoplasmic reticulum; membrane. Lineage: Eukaryota; Viridiplantae; Streptophyta; Magnoliopsida; Poales; Poaceae. The record is from RefSeq and is a predicted model, not a curated record. The coding region runs from base 375 to 1088 and encodes 237 amino acids. The transcript has 7 exons. Gene Ontology annotation, biological process: lipid biosynthetic process; fatty acid metabolic process.
CCGGCCCGACUGUUGCAGAUCGCCCCCGAGAAACCCACCAAAUUCGCAGAACCUACACCGGGUCACUCACGCGGCCCCACCCGGCAGCGAGGGGGGCAAGGGCAAAGGCGGAGGCAGUUUGCAGGAAAGCCCCCGUACUAUUCCGCCUCGCCUCGCUCUUCCUUCCUUGCUGCCGUUGCUGCCUGCCUCCUCGUCCUCCUCCCUCUCGUCGCCUCGCCUCGGCCCAGGGACGGCGACGCCAACCGGCGAGCGGGCGGGCGGGCUCAUCCCAUCUCCUCUCCUCUCUUGCCGGCGGGGAGGGUCUGCGCGGCCGGCCGCCAUUGCCGCGUCUUCCCGAGUUUUGCAGUGUAGCUCUGAUUGGGGAAGAGUGGAAGAUGGUUGUCAAGGAGUUCACCGUUGAUCUCAACCAGCCUCUUGUUUUCCAGGUUGGCCAUCUCGAGGAACAUUACCAGGAAUGGGUUCACCAGCCUAUCGUCAGCAAAGAAGGUCCGCGCUUUUUCGCAAAUGAUACCAUGGAGUUCUUGACACGCACAAAGUGGUGGGCUGUGCCAGUCAUAUGGCUACCUGUCGUCUGCUGGCUGUUUGCCAAGUCGAUUCGGAUGGGUCACACCAUUCAGGAAGUAAUCCUGAUGGCCCUAUUUGGAGUGUUUGUUUGGACGUUCAUUGAGUACGCUUUGCACCGCUUCCUUUUCCACAUCGAGACGAAAAGCUAUUGGUCGAACACCGCACACUUCCUUAUCCAUGGAUGCCACCAUAAGCAUCCUAUGGACUCACUCAGGCUCGUAUUCCCUCCUGCUGGGGCAGCGAUCAUAUGUGUGCCGUUCUGGAAUGUUGUGGCAUUCUUCGCCAGUCCAUCUACCACUCCUGCGCUGUUCGCCGGUGGCCUGCUGGGAUACGUGAUGUAUGACUGCACGCACUACUACCUGCACCAUGGACAGCCAUCCAAAGAUCCAGCGAAGCAUCUCAAGCGGUACCACCUCAGCCACCAUUUCAGAAUCCAGGACAAGGGCUUCGGCAUCACCUCGUCGCUCUGGGACGCCGUUUUUGGGACGCUGCCUUCAUCCAAUAUCGUUGCGAAGCUCAGCUGACACGCACAAACAUGUUCUUUGCAUGAGGAAUUUCAGUAGAGUCUGUAGACUUAGGUUAGGGACAAAGCUCAUCUUGCCUUUCUGCCAUGGGUUCGCAUGUCUUCUCCAGUGGUGUGUGCUGAUGUCUGUUACGACGUGAAGACGUUUGGUUGCCUCAACUUUUAAUCGACAGAAAUAGGGUAUUCGUGUCGUGGUAGUCGAUGUUAGGAUAAAUAGUCACAUUCCUCGGUUCAGUUGUGAUAUCUUGUGUCAUCUUUCUCUUUGGGUUUUAGUUGUCGGCUGUUCAGAGAAUGGUGCGAGAUGCUCUUUUCUGGGUCCUCAUCAUGAGUUGCCUUCUAUCAGCAUAAAGGGAUAUCUGAAGGAUGGAUAUUCUCUGGAUUGUCUUUGUACCUUUAGAAGAGUGUGUACAAACUUGAACGUGUGUGAUGGAAAUAAAUGAACUUAACAUA